CAUCAUUACACCACCGAGACACCUUAGAUAACCAUUGCUGCUGCACGUACCAUGGCGCAAGCGGUCAACGCAGACUUGCAGAGGGAAAGACAAAAUGCAACCUUUGACGUUGAUCAGCUAACAUACUUCCUGCAUGGCGGCAUUGAAAAGACUAGAAGAAAGCGAUACCUUCAAAAUCUUGCCAUACAAGGUAUUGCAAAGUUGCAACAUCGAAAGUUGGCACAGCUGUCAAGGGAAGAACAAUAUGAGUUGCUUCUGCGAAAAUUUGCUUACGUUUCAGAACUGGAAAAACAGUUGGGGCUUUCAGAUCCUACAGAUCUAUAUCACUUAAACGAGGCUGUCAUGACACAUGAGCCAUCAGGCUUUACGCUUCAUUCUGCAGCAUUUGUUAGCACUGUGGAGAAGUUGGCUUCUGAUGCUCAAAAGGAAAAAUGGCUACCAUUGAUGAAAAGUUUUCGAGUGGUUGGUACCUAUGCUCAAACAGAGAUUGGACAUGGUUCAUUCCUGCGAGGUCUGGAAACAACAGCAACCUAUGACUCUAAGACAGAGGAGUUUGUUAUCCAAUCACCAGCUGUGUCCUCUAUCAAGUACUGGCCAGGAGGAUUGGGAAAAACUUGCAACAGCUGUGUAGUCAUGGCCCAGCUCAUUUCCAAUGGACAGAACCUUGGCAACCACUUUUUUCUGGUGCAAAUCCGUGACUUCAACACUCAUGAACCUUUACCAGGAAUUACUGUGGGCGAUAUUGGAAACAAGUUUGGAUUUGAGAGUAAUGACAAUGGCUUCCUGAAGUUUGAUCAUUUUCGCAUCCCUCGAACCAAUAUGCUAAUGCGCUACUCUCAGAUUCUACCAGAUGGCACAUAUAUCUCACCAGCAAAUGAUCGUCUCCUCUAUGCUGGAAUGACAUCAUUACGCGCUAUGAUUGUUGGAAGCAAUGAACGCUCUUUGUGUAUGGCUGUCACAAUUGCUGUGCGAUAUAGCGCAGUACGAAGACAGUCAGAAAUUGAGCCUGGCUCUGGAGAAGUGCAAGUGUUGGACUUUCAGACACAGCAGUUUUGUUUGUUUCCGCAAAUGGCAAAUGCCUAUGCCAUUAAGUUUGCAAGCAAAGCCAUUAUGGCCUACUAUCACAAUGUGGCUGUUCAUAUCAACAAAGGAAAUUUAGAAGAGUUGCCCAUUCUCCAUGCACUAUCUGCAGCCCUAAAGGCAUACUCCGGAUGGAUAUGCACAGAAGGAGCCAAGGCAUGUCAGUUUGCAUGUGGUGGUCAUGGUUAUAGUGAGGCAAGUGGUCUGCCAAAGAUCUUCAAGUCUGUGGAACCAUCUUGUACUUAUGAAGGGGAGAACACUGUCCUCAUGCUUCAGACAGCGAGGUUCCUUGUGAAAAGCUGCAGCAGAAUAGCUAAGGGUCAGUCACUCCCAGGUGUGUUAGCAUUUCUGCAAAUGUCUUCUGGAGGUAGGAGUUCACUAGACAACAGCUGGAGCACAGCUGACCUUAUUCUAGCCUACAAACACCGUGCAAGAAGACUUGUGUAUGAUGUAGCACAAAAACUGCAAACAUCAAUCCAGCAGGGAAGACAGUCUGGAGAUGCAUGGAAUGCUAACUCUGUAGAACUGGUCAAAGCAUCAGUGGCCUUUGCCCAACUCUACAUUGUGGAAACAUUUGCUGAUGUCAUUGAACCUUUGAAUGGGAGACUUAAACAUGUCAUGGAAACUCUAUGGCAGUUAUAUGCCAUUCAUGGAAUAAGCAGUUGUCUUGGAGAUUUUCUGCAGGAUGGAUUCUUCAGUAGUCAUCAGGUAUCACUUCUGCAGUCCCGGUUGUUGACACUGCUGGCAGAGUUACGUCCAAAUGCUGUGGCCCUGGUAGAUGCAUUUGACUAUCCAGAUGCUGUGCUAGACAGUGCACUGGGACGCUGGGAUGGAAACGUGUAUGAGGCUUUGUAUGACUAUGCCUUGCAAAGCAAGCUUAAUGAGAAACAGGUUUUGGAUGCAUACCACAAGUACCAGCGCCCUUUUAUGGAGUCACAGUGGAAGCAAAACUCACUGCCAGUGGUUCAGUCUCACCUGUGACAUGAUAACUGAAUUUUUUUUAUAUCUGUUGUUAAAAAUAGCCAAUUUCAAACAUUUACAUUUGUAAAUGUAAAGUGUUUGGUAAAACUUUUUUUGUACACAUGAAUGUUGACGGAUUUCUGAGGUAUACAUUGAAUGGACAAUGUCUUUCUGAUAAACUCUGAUGGUGUUACAAAGAAUUGAAAUCAAGAAUGCAGAAUUCAAGUGACUGGGUGCUAUAGGCUGAUUAUAUAAGUUGUUGCUGGAAUGCUUUGCAGUAUUUCACAUUUUCUUUCAUUUCAGAUCAUUACUGGUUAGAAUGCUAAUAAUCACUACCCACAAGAAAAACUACUUUAUUUGUGAUGAUAAUAUGGAUGAUAAUGACAACUAUAGCAAUGAAUGUGAAGAGGAAAUGUGACAUUAUCACUCGGUUUCAUUAUUUAACUUUCAAUUUAUUCUUUAUUGUUAAGUUAAGAAGUGUGCAAAACACUUGAACACAAAUACUUUUUUAGAAGCUUGUUGAUGUGUACACCUGGACAAAAGCAGCUUGCAUACAUAAAUAUAUGAUCAUGUAGUAGAUGAGAAUUUAAACAUUACCAUUCUUUUAUCAUGCCUUUUAUUCGUGUAUAGAAAUACCAAAGUGAAAAUAUGUUCGAUUAUGGUCAUUCAAAUGCUCAGUUUUAAUGAUAAUGAAAUUAUAUCUUGAAUUCAAUCAUUUCUUUGAAAAGCAUUAUUACUUCUCCAGUUGGUCAUGACCAUCACAUUCUCCCAUCAAGUUUUGUCAUCAGAAAUCUUUUUAAAAUAUGAAGUUAAAAUAUUGUAUGACACAAUUAAUGUAUCAGCAACACCCUUGAAACCAUGAAGCUGACUAAAACAGAAAAAAAUUUGCACUGCAUAACUAUUUGUGUAAAAUAAUAUUAUUAUUAGUAAUAAAAAUUAGGGAAAAAUUUGAAAA
This is a messenger RNA of Pomacea canaliculata, 2995 nucleotides long. RefSeq names its product peroxisomal acyl-coenzyme A oxidase 1-like. The transcript has 14 exons. NCBI's taxonomy places the organism in Eukaryota, Metazoa, Mollusca, Gastropoda, Architaenioglossa, Ampullariidae. Gene Ontology annotation, cellular component: peroxisome. The record is from RefSeq and is a predicted model, not a curated record. Gene Ontology annotation, biological process: lipid homeostasis; fatty acid beta-oxidation using acyl-CoA oxidase. Gene Ontology annotation, molecular function: fatty acid binding; FAD binding; acyl-CoA oxidase activity. Bases 52 to 2061 code for a protein of 669 amino acids.